This is a messenger RNA of Portunus trituberculatus (swimming crab), 4123 nucleotides long. RefSeq names its product nuclear envelope integral membrane protein 1-like (gene Nemp). The record is from RefSeq and is a predicted model, not a curated record. Gene Ontology annotation, cellular component: nuclear envelope. The transcript has 10 exons. Lineage: Eukaryota; Metazoa; Arthropoda; Malacostraca; Decapoda; Portunidae. Bases 77 to 1456 code for a protein of 459 amino acids.
AGAGAGAGGGAGAGGGAGAGUGGAGUGAGUGAGUGAGUGAGGGUGAGAGUGAGAGGUGAACUUCCCGCGGGCCACGAUGGACUCACGCCGCCUCCUGUACCUCUCUUUUAGCAUUAUCUUCCUCUCUGCCUCCCUGACUCAAGCCUUGGACAAGAUUCCCGGCAUAGAUCCAGGGAGAGGGCGGGAUGGUAUGCCUGGCCAGCACCCACACCCACGCGAGGCAACCCCGUCCCCACACCAAGCAGAGGCUAAAGAUUACUACCGCAUGCAGGCUGGGAGGGAGCUGAUCAUUGUGGCAGACUCCAAGAACCCUCUCUAUGUGUUCUGCUACCAUGGUGAACGCAAGAUGCUCACCACCUUCUUCAAAACCAUAGAGCUUCGUGUGGACAUAGUGGGGGACAACUUCCACCACUAUGAGGGCAGCAAUGCUACUGAGGUGAAGCAGAAACACAGCGAGGCAUCCUGGUUCACCUUCUACCCGUGGCGCCAGCGAGUGUUCCGCCUGGAGCUGUACAAGGAGUCGUGUGUGGGUAUAGAGACAGCCAGCGGGUACAAGGUGGCUCUCAGGACGCGAUGGGUUGACUUCUGGCGUGUGGUGGUGCUGGUGGGAUCUGUGGUGCUGUUUUUCACUGCGUCACACCUGGCACACAACACCUUCUUUCACUACACCACUGGCAUCUCCCUGGGUGUGGUGGGCUCGCUUCUCAUUGUGGUGUAUGUGGUGGCUCGUAUGGUGCCCAAGAAGUCCGGAGCAGUGACCCUGAUGGUGGGUGGCUGGGGACUCACUGUCUACUUGCUGCAGUACCUCUGGCAGAAUUUUGUGUCCAUUGUAAAGGAACAUCAGGCUGUGGCAGUGGGGUACGUGGUGGUGGCAGGCCUGGUGAGCUUUGCCGUGGUGUACCGGUACGGCCCCCUGACAGACCAGCGCUCCAUCAACCUGGUACAGUGGAGCAUGCAGCUUGUGGCACUCCUGGGUAUCUUCUUCAGUAGCCAGUACCGGGAGGCCACACUGGGCUUGGUGCUGGUCAUGGUCACCUAUCACUGUGUGCCAGACAAGUGGAAAGCAAAGGCACAGACAUACUGGAGGAGACGCUUUCCCCCGAAGGUGCGGCCACUCACGGAGGAGGAGUACAUACAGCAGGGGAACUAUGAGACUCGGAGGGCCCUGGAGGAGCUGAGAACCUUCUGCCACUCCCCCAAAUGUGAUGCCUGGAAAACCAUCUCUAGGCUCCAGUCCCCACAGAGAUAUGUACAGUUUGUUGGGGGUCCUCAAAGGGGGCAGAGUACCACAACUAAGAGGGAAAGAUUUGCCGAGUUCGUGGAGGGCGGAUCACACCUGGAUGACGAGGCAAUCCUGGCGUACGAAAGCAACCACUUGACUCCGCUGAGGGACGAGGAUCUGCUCACCACCGACGACGAGGAUGAGGUGGAGGAGGAGCAGCGGGGACCAACGUAGGGGUAGGAGGGUGUGGGUAGGGGACGGAUAGACUGGGGGGGGAAGGUAAGGGUUAUUUUGUAUUUGAUUUGAUUUUUUUUUUUUUCUUUUUCUUUUCUUUUUUCUCUCAUAUUUUUGCUCUUGUUUUGUGUGUGUGUGUUUGGUAUUUUUUGGUGUUUCUGGUGUGGAGUAUGGUUUUUUUUUUUUUUUUUUUUUUUUUUUUUUUAUUUAUUUAUUUAUUUAUUUAUUAUUUUUUUUGGUACGUGUGAAUUUGGUGUUGACCUUUACCAUAUUUUUUUUCUUUCUCUUUCUCUGUGAUGUAAAUUUUUUUUUACUUUUUUCCCCCAUUUGUUUGUAUCUUUCUCUUUUCUAGUGUUGUAAGAGAAUAGUAGUUCUUUCCCCCUUUUUCUCCUGUGUACGAUGUGAAAACUUAUUUUUUUACGUUUUUCCUGUGUUAAAUAUAAAAAUCAGUACAUCUUUUCCCAUAUUUUCCCAGUGUAACAAAUCAGUACCUUUUUUCCGAUAUGCAGUGCAGAAACCGUACCUUGUUUCCUGCAUGUGGUGUAAAACUUAUCCAGUGAUGCAUGAAAGCUUUAUAACUUAAAACUAAGUUACAUAAGAAAGACAUUCUUAUUUCCUUUGGUACAGAAUGAGAAAAGAUGUGAAUGGACGAGUGGAGCUUGGUUAGGUUAGGCAACGGUGCGUCUGAUCACUGAUGCACCGCCCCUUCCCUCUGGCGACCCCUAAAAGUCUCCCUUACCGGUGUAUAUACUCCUGAACUGCCCUGUGAGUGGUUCUGGGAUGGGCCAUGAUAACAAAUAUAGUCCACAAUAGAAGGUAGACAGAAGAGUAGCGAGAAUAGUAGUUAUUUUUCUAUGGUGUGUGUGCUUCAGGGCAUUGUGCGGUACAGGAGGGUGUAUGCAUGUUUUUUAACAGUACCGUGUGUGAAGAAGCUGUUUUGUAUUUAUUUUGUGAAGUGUGUAGGGUUGAUAUGCGUAGGCUUCCUCUUAGCUUUGUCUUCCCAUGUGCCUAAGGGUGUUGGCUUAAUCCUGCUUUGUUUCUACCUUGUUACUCAUCACUGUUUGUCUGUAUUGAAGAUUAAAUUGCAGUAUUUCAUUGUUUGCUGUGUAGUGUUUGUUACUCAUCUUGCUACCUUGUCAUUCAUCACUGUUUGUCUGUACUGAAGAUUGGACAGCAGUAUUUCAUUAUUUGUUCUCUCUUUGUGUUUGUUACUCAUCUUGCUUUGUCUGUCUCCCUUGUCGCUUUCCUAUGUCAAUCUGCAAUGGACAGUGGACAGCAGUAUUCAGUGUUUGCUUCAUUCCCUUCUGUUGUUUCUUAUGAUUUUUUUCUCUUCUUUGCAUUAGAGAGCAAUAUUGAGUGUUUACUUCAUUCUCUUCCUUUAUCUUUAUCAGUUUUUUUCUCUUGUUUGCAUUAGAGAGUAGUAUUGAGUGUUUGCUUCAUUCUCUUCCUGUCUCUCUACCUCAUGAGUUUCCAGUGUUUCUCUUUAUAACACUGGACAACAGGACUGUAAUUUGUUCCAUCAUUGUGUCAUUUCAUAGUUCAUAAGUCACACUGUUUGAUGAAAUAUUAAUCUUUUUUCCCCCUCUCCUCUGGCAUCUCCCUCCUUGAAUAUACUCACUGUGAUUGUCCUUAACAUUUCUUCUAUUAUGCAUCUGGGAGUGUAGGUCAGUGUUUGUAGUUUAAGGUAGUGUAAGGCGACUCAAAAAAGGCUGUGUUAUGGAUAAUUUUUUGUGUGUCGGGCAGUUGUCAAUUGUAACUUUCCCCAGGGAGGUCCGUGAUUGUUGCUGUGGAAAUAUUGUAUGUAAAUUAUGUUUGUCUUAUAUGUAUCCAGGCUGUGCAGAGUGGCAAAGAGUGCACUGGUCUUAUUAACCCCUUCAGUAUCAGGAUGUGUUCUCAUAUUCAUUCUGCUUACUAUUUGGUGAUUUUAUACAGCUUCAGAAACUUGUUUGGGUGAUUUAAAUAGUGUAGACUCUGACCAUUAAUCUUGUGACCUCCAUAGAUCCUUCCUAACGUCAAUAAAAUGGUCUAAUUAUACGCAAAAAAAUCACGGUAAAAAUGCGUCUCAAUAUUGAAGGGGUUAAUAAUGUCUAGAAUGUGAAUCAAUGCCUGGGCCAGAUAUGUCAAAGGGCCAUAUUUGCAAACACUCCGGCACUGCACUUCCACUAUUUCAAAAGGUUCCUGUUUAAGUGAUGCAAGUUUUCAAGGGUGUUUUUAUGGUUCUAAUGGCAAAUGAACAAGAUUACUACACAAUUCACAGGAGAAACACCCUCAGAAACCAGGCUUGUCAUCUCUGUCCUUGGAAAAUAAUCGUGAUGAGAGAGUGGAGCGUUUCAGAAUAUGGGUCUAAAUGCCGUCUGCCAAACAUUAACAAUGAAAAUAAUGCUAUGCUGAUCUUAUUAAUUUAUUUUUACUAUUAUCUUCUUUGGACAAGUGUGAAUGGUUAGGUGAGGUGCGUCUUCCUGCAGUCUGCCAAACAAAAACCCUGUAAGCAAGUUAAGCCAGUUUGUGGCCUUGAGUAUGUGCUCAAAAUACUGUAAUUAGACUUAAUGAUAGGUACUGUACCAGUCCUGUGUAUUGGUGAUGUGUGUGUGUUUUGUCAUAAUAAAUGUACAUGGUGACUUAUUUCAUUAACGUCAUCAGUUAUCAGGCAAUAAAUGAAUCACCACU